Piliocolobus tephrosceles (Ugandan red Colobus) is the source of this 8108-nucleotide messenger RNA. It is a transcript of the gene SLC16A3, whose product is annotated as solute carrier family 16 member 3. Bases 6199 to 7596 code for a protein of 465 amino acids. Gene Ontology annotation, molecular function: lactate:proton symporter activity. Gene Ontology annotation, biological process: transmembrane transport; monocarboxylic acid transport. The record is from RefSeq and is a predicted model, not a curated record. Lineage: Eukaryota; Metazoa; Chordata; Mammalia; Primates; Cercopithecidae. Gene Ontology annotation, cellular component: basolateral plasma membrane. The transcript is spliced from 5 exons.
GCGCGCGGGCCGGGGCCCAAGAGCUUCCCCGUGCCCGGCAAGGGGGCGGCCUCUGGGUCCGCACUCUCGCCCCCACCCCGCCCACUUUGUCCAUCAGGUCCGGGGGCGCCCGGGGCAUGGACUAGCCCUCUCGCCCCCCGCGCGGCCCCCACCGAGGGCUCCCGAGAGCCAGCCGCGCCCCUCCGCGCCCUCGCAUCCCUGGCUGCCCAGUCUCGUCUCCCCCGGUCCGGCCGGGCGCCCACCCGUCGGGCUGCCCUCAGGGGCUGGGCUCCGGCCAGGAGGUGGCUGCGCUGGCGGCCAAGCCCGGUCCGGGUAUAAAUAGCUCGGUCCGCGGCGGCGGGGGGCGCGGGCUAUAUUUGGUGGGGCUGCUGCAGCCCUCCCUGUAUGGGUGGCCUCCCCGAGGGAGUGGGGAGCACGUGCGCUCUGGCCGAGGCGCUUUCCCCUGUUCACACCACCCUAAACACUCCCCGACCCACACCCGCCCUUGGGCCAUGACUAACAGCCCAUGUGGGAUCCCCUCCAGGGCCAGGCUGGGCUCCCUGGGUUCGCCCUACCUCUACCCCGGCCCCCAGGCGUGGGAAAACCAGGCACAGACUUUGGCAGCCUCCCACUUCCUAACCCACGCCUGUUUCCCCAUCUGAAAAGUGGGUUGAUCAGGAGCCUCCCUGGGUGUUGGGCCAGCCAAGAGACAGGGGCUGCAGAGCGGAAGGGCAGUCCUUAGCUCUGGCCGGGGCCACCAGGGGUGGCCGGAGUCGGUGAGAGACGAGGUGGGGAGCGGAGGGGCCACUGUCCUCCUCUCUGUCCCAGAGGCACCGAGCUUCCCGGCCAGCAGGCCUGGGCUGAAAGGGUCCCUCUCCUGGUGAUGGCCAGAGUCAGGCCUGUUGGGCGGGAAAUGGCAGUUGGCCCACCCCAAGGCUCAAGGGCUUGUCCAUGCUGGGCACAAGGGUGGGUGGUCUUGUGUCUAUUGGGGCUGGGGAGUCCAGGGUCCCAGCUUCACUUCACAGGCCCGGGAGUCAGGUGGGGGCUGGCCUGACCAUGCUGGGAGAGGAACUGUUCUCCAGCAUGGUGUGGAGGAGGCUGGGCUGGACUCCCUCAUGGUGACCAGGAACUGAGGAGGUGCUAGGAGGCCAUGGGGGGUGUCUGCCCCCAGAGAGGCUUUGAGUGCAUGGGGGCACUACCUUGGCAGGUGCAGUCUUUCCCCCAGGGCUCCGUGGUGUGGACAGAGUCUGGGGUGGGCAUCUGGAGGCCUGAUCUCAAGGCAGACUUGGUAACGACCCCAUGUGACCUUGGGCAGGGCCCACCAUCCAGGCCACCCAGAAAGCCAUGUGGCCUGCAUGGUCAGGCCGGCCCCCACUGACUGAAGCAGGGCACUUUACUUUGGAGGUGCAGCUAGCAGAGGGCUCUAUGGAUCCCAGCCCAGCCGUCAGGCCGGACGGGUCCCCCCCACUGGCCUGCAGUGACCUUUAUGCCAGGCUUGGCGGGCUCAGCCGUGGGUCCUGGGGUGACCUGACCACGUGGGACAGAAGGGCCAGUGCCACCCCCUCCAGUGAGGAGCCAAAUGUGGGCUACACUCUGGGCCCCAGGGAGGGCCUUCUGGGCGGUGGCACAGAGCCAUUGGAGGUGCCCAGGCCCUGGCGCAGGGGCGGGGCGGGAGUAGACAGGGCUCGGGGAGUCCUCCCAGCGUCACCUGCCCCAGUCAGUCCCAUCUGUGAAAUGGGCCACGCCGGGCAGCCGCACGCACAGAACCGCGGGGCCCUGCCCCGAGACCCACGGUUCACCAGUCGACGUCCCCGAGCCGCGCCCACUCGACCCACCUCUGCAGCAAGUGGAGCCAGCCCCGCCCUGUGGCUUCGAGGCCCCGACGCCUGGCUGGCUCCCGGGCUCCGCUGACCCCGGUAGACCCGCGCGCCGGCAAUUACGGUAGCGUCCGGUAGGGCGCCUACUGCCGGCAAUACGGGGGCUCCUCCCAUGGCGCGGUCACGUCCCCCACGUCCCGCGGCCGGCGGGGCGGGACCGGGCGGAGCAUCCUUCUCUCCCCCUCCCCCAGGUGGGCCCCGCCCAACCUCGCCCACCCGCGCCGACCCUCGCCGGCAGAGCCGGGAAGCCGGAACCCGCAGGCGCCCUCCCUCCAGCCCGGGCCGGGGUGCGCCGAGGAGGGACCUCUCCUGGCGAGGAUGGAGUUUUGGGUUCCCCCCUCCGCCCCCCACCUCCCGCCUUCCUGCCUCCUCCGGGUCACUACCUCCCCCCACCCCGGGUCCCCACGACGCCCGCUGGGCGGCGGUGGGGUGGGGGCGCCUCCUGACCCGAGUCCCCCUCUAGUCUUGGCCUUCGGGCACUGGCUUUAGGGAGGAGGGGUGCAUGGGAAUCCAGGAAUGGGGCGAGGUGGCCUCGUGGAGGGGCGGCCUGGCGGGGUCCAGGAGGCCUGGGAGGUGGGGGAAGGCGGCUCUGGACCAGCUCCGGCCCCCACCGCCUCCCGGCGCCUGGGCGGUGACCUCAGCCUUGCGGAGAAGGGGUCUUCAAGCUCUGAGACCCCGCAGUGCCAGCUCAGGGCUGAAGCCGGCGGCGGCGGCACAUGCAGCCUCCCUUUCCCACGUGGGACUUGAGCCCAGUCCCUCUUGGGGCACCAGUGGGGGCUCCUGGCCCUGGGUGUAAGUGGCCAAUCCGGCCUGUGCGUCUGCCCCGCCGGCCCCUGCCGUCAUGAUGUAAGCGGACACAGCGGCAGGGCACGGGCGUGCGCGGGGGUCUGCGGGGGUCAGAGGUGGGGUGCAGAGCCCAGGCCUGGGGCAGCCCCUGGCGCAGCGUCCACCCCCUGCCAGCUCGGCCCGGACACCUUUGCAGGCGGCUGGGGCGGGGGCGGGGCUGCCGGGGGUUACUCACUGCUCCUUCCUUGUUUGCACAACAGGGACGGCGGGGGAAGAAGGGAACUCAGGGAGGCCCCUCCCCCGGUGCCGCGCCCUCCCGCCCUCAGCACCCCUUAGCAGCCAGGCGCUAGCCACAGAGGGGCCGCUUCCUUGGUCCCCAGGCAGCUAGCUCCCUGGUAUCCAGGAAGGAAAGGAAUUGCCCUUUUCCUGCUCCGCCUCCUGCCUGGGCCACAAAGGCAGGGCCAAGGCCCAUCCUUCAAGGGCUGGAGUCAGUUAGGUAACAGACCUCGGGCUCGGGGCUCAGGCCACUGCACGGACCCAGGGAACGGGCUGACCAGUGGAGGCCUCAGCAAGGCGCGGCACUGCACAUAAACCUGAGGACCUAGGCGGGUGAGGGGUCUGCAGGUCCAGACGCCUGAGGGGAAGCAUGCCAGGGUGCCCAUUGCCCCCCAAGGAGGUCAGCGAGGUUACUGCAGAGAGGCCCAGGAGGAGCAGGCGUGGGCAGCAGGGGUCAGGUUCCGGACCCUCUGUGCGUGAGUCCACGUUUGCUCUGCAGGUCGGCAUUUCGAGCCACCUGGCAUGGCGCUCCAAGCCUGUGACGGGGCAGUGCAGGGGUCUGACUGGCAGGCACCCAGGUCCUGAGGGCUUCAUGGUUGAGUCCUGGCCUAAAGCCAGGGGUCCUUACAGACCCCUGUGCUCUGCACCCUUGAGGGAACUGCUGCCAGCAGCCCCUGGCUUGGGAGGGCACACGGCUGUGGGAUGCGGGGUCUCCUGCAAGGGCCCUUCCCACCCACCCCUGCCCCAGGCCUCCUGCUCAGCUUCCAAAAGCCUGGGGUCCUGGAGUCUCUGGGGGACCCGCUCUCCGGCAGCCCCCACCUGGGAGAUCAGCUUUCUCAUUCCAGAGGCCAGGUUAUUUCUGGGCGGGUUGGCAUGCUUCCUGGGGGGCGGGGGGGGGGGCAGUAAAUGUCAGGGAAAGCCAGCCUAUGGCGUUUGCCCACGGAGAGGCCAAUGCUUGGUGACUGUGGUGUGUGCUCCAGGCAGGACAGCCCCAGGGUGGUCCUCGGAACACCAGGCGACCUAUACCUUGGCCCAUCGCAGUGCCGGGGUUAUCCUGGGAGAUGGGUUGUCUGCGCCGUUAUUUCGUGCCCCUUCCCCGUACUCCACCUCCUGUGGAAUCCCCUGCCCCAAGCCAUGUGGGCAGACAGCUGGCUCCAAGUCAGCCCCUGGACACCAGGCUGGAGUGGGAACUCCUGGAGCCAUUUCAGCAUGGCUGGCACCCCAGGCUGGGUGAGGACAGACGAUGGUGCCAGGCUGUGGUCUGGGGGCUUGUCCAAAUGCCUCAUCUUGACACAGAAAAUGGCCCUCCCCACGUGAGCUUCAUGUGGAAGCCACAAGCACCUCAUGUCUCAGAACAUGCUGUGCCCUCCUGGCCAGUGAGUCCUGGCACUGCCCCAACCCUCUGCCAGCCCUCCUUGACCCUAGUUCAGGGGCGCCGCGUCUCCUGAGGGUGGCCCCCGGCCCCUGCCUCCCUGCGAGCCCUCGUCUGUCUCCUGAGGACCCUGGCAAGCUCCAGAUGCUGGGUUUGCCUGCGUCCCCCGCCCCCGCUGGUGCAGCCAGGGAGACUCAGAGGCCCUGGUGCCUUUGUGUUUUGGAGGGGAGCCUGGGGUACACGAAAUCUGGCUGCUGUUUCUUGUAUACACAUUUCCUUCCUUGGCCUUGCAUGGCCUGUUUAUUUUAAAAAGUGUCAACCCGCAACCCCAAACAAGCUGGGGCCCUGAGGCCGUCAACCCCUCCAGUCGCCCCCGUGACCCGCAGUCUGCAUCCUUUCCCAGUUUCAUUCCUCAAGUGCAUAUAUUUUUAGUAUCUUGUAGUUACCCUGCUGUAUACUGUCAUCUUAGGAACCUUUUAAACUUAAUACCAGCAUGAGCAGGACCUACCCUGCCACUGAGUGACCUCAGACAGCAUGUCCUGAAGUGCUGUGUCCUGAGGAGGUGCCACAGUCCUCCUCUGUCCUGUCCCAGGCUCUGUGGUGUGGGCAUCCGGUGUCCAGGUGCAGAACCAAAAGCUGCUCCCGGGUUUCCCAGAAAUGGUCCCGAGGCCUUGGCCCCAGGGAGCCAGCACAGGUUGGGGAGUGGACCUCUGGCCCUGUGGCGGGGGUCUGUUCUGCUCCAGGGGACUGCAUCUGCCUUGUCAUCAUCCAGACAGCCACAGCUGGCUCCUGGGUCCCCUUGUCAAGCGGCAUUUCCCAGUAACAGUGACUUCGUGGAACACUUAUGAAGCCCUUACAAACCAUCCGAGGACCUCUAAGGCAGGGACUCCAGGAGGCACAGCACCUGUGGUGGGGAUGGUCAGGCAGGCUGGAUGUGGGGAGGGUUCGGAAGGAGUGAGGAGCCACGCACGGAACCCCUCAGACUCUCCCAGCAAAGGUCCUUGCCCUUGUGCGGGUCCUGCCUCUAGUUACGUGUUUGCCUUAGAGGCAAAGUUGGGCCGUCACGGCGGACCCACCAGGAUGGGGUCUGCGGACACACUUGCAGGAGGAGCCCAAGGAAAGGGGGCGGGUGGAACCCCACAGAUGGCGUGGAGCUUGCGCAGCAGGCCUGCUGCUGCCUCCCAGGGCGCUGGUUCACAGCACAGUCUGGAGAAGCUGAGCCGGCUGGACCAGACCACCCAAGGUCUCAGGUUGCAGCUCCCUGGUGAGGAGAGGACAAGGUGACUUCUGGGUGGGGUGGGGCAUGAAGAUGGAAGUCUGGCCUCGGGUUCCAACUUGACUCAUGAGCUGAGCUCCUGGAGUUUACAAAAGGGACACCAGCUUCAGACAUCGUGGCGGCUGGCGUGGUUUGCUCUGGUGGGCUGGAUGGGAGCCUCCCCAGCCCCUCCCCUCCCCAGGAGGCUCCAGACCCUCCUGAUUCUAGGCUGCAGCCUGUGGGUCACUCCAGGCACAGGUGGGGUGAAUCUCUUCUCACUGGAGAAGUUGCUGAGCAAAAGGGCCGGUGGGAGGCAAGGGGGCAUCCAGGGAUAAGGGGCCAGCUCUGCCCACCCCACCCACUCUAAUACUGCAGCCCCUGUGCUUCCAACUGUCCCCUCCAGCCUGGUGCCCAGCCCCUCACCACCAGCGACUGCCCGCCGCCUCUUGUGCAAGUUCCUGGCGGGCUCCGCUGAAGCCAAAGUGGGCCCUUGGGGGCAGGAGAGCCAGAGCAAGGCACGCUCCACCUAGAUUUAGACAGGGAGAGACCUGGCGGACGCCACCCCCAGAGGCCCCGGGGCGAGCUCAGUGCUGGGGACCGGAGGUGCAGGCUGUUACCAGAACCAUGGUGAGGCGUAACCAACCCUCUUGGCCAUGGGAGGGGCCGUGGUGGACGAGGGCCCCACAGGCGUCAAGGCCCCCGACGGCGGCUGGGGCUGGGCCGUGCUCUUUGGCUGCUUCGUCAUCACCGGCUUCUCCUACGCCUUCCCCAAGGCCGUCAGCGUCUUCUUCAAGGAGCUCAUGCGGGAGUUUGGGAUCGGCUACAGCGACACAGCCUGGAUCUCCUCCAUCCUGCUGGCCAUGCUCUACGGGACAGGCCCACUCUGCAGCGUGUGCGUGAACCGCUUUGGCUGCCGGCCCGUCAUGCUUGUGGGGGGCCUGUUUGCGUCCCUGGGCAUGGUGGCUGCGUCCUUUUGCCGGAGCAUCAUCCAGGUCUACCUCACCACUGGGGUCAUCACUGGGUUGGGUUUGGCGCUCAACUUCCAGCCCUCGCUCAUCAUGCUGAACCGCUACUUCAGCAAGAGGCGCCCCAUGGCCAACGGGCUGGCGGCAGCAGGCAGCCCCGUCUUCCUGUGUGCCCUGAGCCCGCUGGGGCAGCUGCUGCAGGACCGCUACGGCUGGCGCGGCGGCUUCCUCAUCCUGGGCGGCCUGCUGCUCAACUGCUGCGUGUGUGGCGCACUCAUGAGGCCCCUGGUGGCCGUGGCCCAGCCGGGCUCGGGGCCGCCGCGACCCUCCCGGCGCCUGCUGGACCUGAGCGUCUUCCGGGACCGCGGCUUCGUGCUGUACGCGGUGGCCGCCUCGGUCAUGGUGCUGGGGCUCUUCAUCCCGCCCGUGUUCGUGGUGAGCUACGCCAAGGACCUGGGCGUGCCCGACACCAAGGCCGCCUUCCUGCUCACUGUGCUGGGCUUCAUUGACAUUUUCGCGCGGCCGGCCGCGGGCUUUGUGGCAGGGCUUGGGAAGGUGCGGCCCUACUCCGUCUACCUCUUCAGCUUCUCCAUGUUCUUCAACGGCUUCGCGGACCUGGCGGGCUCCACGGCCGGCGACUACGGCGGCCUGGUGGUCUUCUGCAUCUUCUUCGGCAUCUCCUACGGCAUGGUGGGGGCCCUGCAGUUCGAGGUGCUCAUGGCCAUCGUGGGCACCCACAAGUUCUCCAGCGCCAUUGGCCUGGUGCUGCUGAUGGAGGCGGUGGCCGUACUCAUCGGGCCCCCCUCGGGAGGCAAGCUCCUGGAUGCGACCCACGUCUACAAGUACGUGUUCAUCCUGGCGGGGGCCGAGGUGCUCACCUCCUCCCUGAUUUUGCUGCUGGGCAACUUCUUCUGCAUUAGGAAGAAGCCCAAGGAGCCACAGCCCGAGGUGGCGGCCGCGGAGGAGGAGAAGCUCCACAAACCUCCUGCAGACUCGGGGGUGGACUUGCGGGAGGUGGAGCAUUUCCUGAAGGCUGAGCCUGAGAAAAACGGGGAGGUGAUUCACACCCCAGAAACGAGUGUCUGAGUGGCUGGGCGGGGCCGGCAGGCACAGGAAGGAGGUACAGAAGCCGGCAAUGCUUGCUAUUUAUUUUACAAACUGGACUGGCUCAAGCAGGGCCAUGGCUGGGCUCCGGCUGCCGGCCCAGCAGAUCGUCGCCUGAUCAGUGUUUUGCGGGGGAAGGUGGCGGGGUGGGAACCAUGUCAUUCCAGAGUGGAUCUGUGGUGAAACCAAGCCACAAAGUUACAAGGCAUCCUCACCAGGGGCCCUGCCUGCUGGUCCCAAGCGGCCUGCGGCCACUGCUAUGCUCAAGGACCUAGAAACCCGCGCUGCGAGACAACGUGACUUUAAUGGGAGAGUGGGCCGCAGACAGGCUGGCAGGGCAGGUGCUGCGUGGGGCCCUCUCCAGCCUGUGCUACCCUGGACUCUCACAUGGGGCCUGUGCCCACCCCUCUAGUGUCUUGGGGACAGCUCCUUCCACCCCUGAAAGGUGGAAAUAAACCUGCAUGUGGGUGGAGCGUCAGGACAAUGGUUUCCUA